AUGUCACAGCGUAUAGAGAACGAUUCGUCUCCGCCUCCGAGCGACGAGGAGCAACUGGAUGCCACGGUCGAGACACAGCAGGUCGACCACGUGGAGGAGACCCCCGUGGAAGCGGCCCCUGUCGAGGAACCAGCUACUGAAGAGACUGUAGAGGAGAAUAUCGAAGAGCCGGUCGAAGCAGCCGCUGAUGCUGAUGAAAACGCGGACGAGUCCAGCGAGUUUGACGACCUGUACGAGGAUGAAACUAAAGAGGAGAAGAAGAACGAUGAUGUGGCUGAAGAGGCUGGCUCGGAUGGGGACGAGCAGUCUGGUGCUAAUGAACAGGAUGUACAUUUGGAAAGUUCAGGUUCUGACGCCUCUGGCUCAGAACAGGAGUCCGAAGACGAGGAGAAAGAACAAGAAAACAAAGACGAAGAAUCGGCAGAGGAGGAGGAGGAGUCUGACGACCAAGAAUCCGAAGAGGACAUAGACACCGCCAAUAUCGACUUUAACCUAUUGCAGAAACAGAUGAAAUACAUCCUGGAUAGCGACAUGCUCAAUAAUGAAGAGUUUAAAAACCUGCCCAAGGAGGAUAGACUUACUGCGAUCAUGAAUUUCAUCAACUCAAACCCAGACACAACCAUGCCCGGCGUCAGCAACGACAUCGCCGAUGCUGCUUCGGGCAGAACGGGGCCACCUCAGACCAACACGGCGACGAAGAAAAAAGCUUCAGCAACACCCGCGGCCGCUACGGGCUCGUUCAAAUACGAAAGACCGAACUUGGAUAUGCCCAUGAAUAAAAGAGAGAGAGAACUUUACUCGGCUUACCUGCGUGGUGAAAAUAAAAUCACUGAGAUGCAUAGCAUCCCACCAAAGUCGAGACUGUUCAUCGGUAACUUGCCCCUGAAAAAUGUUGCCAAGGAGGACCUUUUCAGAAUAUUCUGCCCCUACGGACACAUCCUACAAAUCAAUAUAAAGAACGCCUUUGGUUUCAUCCAGUACGAUAACCCGCAUAGUGUCCAAGAGGCCAUUAAACACGAGUCCGGUGAGACUAACUUCAGCAAGAAACUGAUCCUGGAGGUAUCUAGUUCCAACAGCAGACCACAGUUUGACCACGGUGACCAUGGCACAAACAGCAGCACAACGUUCAUCUCCACCUCCAAACGGCCCUUCCACGGCGAGGACGAGGACGCCUCCGAUAUCUACAAUGAUAACAGCCACAAGAGGGGCAAGAAGAGAACCCCCAACUGUAUUAUCUACGUCAAAAGAACCGCGGACAGAACCUUCGCCACAGAAGUCUUCAACAGUAUCAAGAACGGCACCGGGCUGGAAACAGACAUGAUUUUCUUGAAGCCAAGAAUGGAACUGAGAAAGUUGGUCAACGACGCCGCCUACGACGGCGUAUGGGGGGUCAUCUUCAUCAACAAAACUCACAACGUGGACGUUCAAACGUUUUACGAGGGCGCCCGUGGGGAAACCAAAUUUGAUGAAUACGUGAGCGUCUCCUGCCAGGACUCAGUCGCCAUCUUCAACAACUUGAAGAACAUAAGAGGCGCCAACAGAAGCAGCUCGAUUAUGCCCGUAGGAUCCCAAAUGUACAAUGGUUACAUGCAAAGUAACGCCCCAGUGCCACACCACCAGCCUCCUCCACCACAACAGGACACCCGCUUCUACGGGGGGUACGGCGCCAACAUGGGACCGCCACCUCCACAAAUGGGGUCUCAACAACAGGGCUACAUGGCCGGAUACCAGGGAUAUCCACCACCACCACAGCAGGGGUACGGCGCGCCACCAAUGAACCAAGGCUACGGGGGGUACGACCAACAAAUGCCUCCACAGGGCCAGCCUCAGCAGGCUCCAAUGGGUCAAAUGAAUCAAGCCUACAGCAGGUAUCAAACUUCUCCUCCACCACCUCCACAGCAGCAACAGCAACAGGGCCUUCAACCACAACUCUCCGCCGCCCUUGGAGGGAACCCGGCACAGAUGAACCAGCAACAGUUACUUGCUGCCAUCCAAAACUUACCACCUAAUGUAGUUACCAGCUUGUUAUCUGCCGUUCAACAGCAGCAGGUACCAAACCCUCAGCAGCAGCUAAUGGGGAUGAUGCAAAACCCACAGUCGCAUCCUCCACAGCAAUCGCAGUACGACACUACUGGAUACGGUUCCCCAGAAAACCAACGUGCUCAUCUUUCUGUACCUCACCAACCACAACAACAACCACAACAACAACAGCAGCAACAACAGCAGCAACAACAGCAACCACCACCUCAGUCUGGCAAUAACGUACAAAGCCUCCUGGAUAGUCUAGCCAAACUGCAAAAAUAA
This is a messenger RNA of Huiozyma naganishii CBS 8797, 2304 nucleotides long. RefSeq names its product Nab3p (gene NAB3). The record is from RefSeq and is a predicted model, not a curated record. The transcript has a single exon. Lineage: Eukaryota; Fungi; Ascomycota; Saccharomycetes; Saccharomycetales; Saccharomycetaceae. Gene Ontology annotation, molecular function: RNA binding. The coding region runs from base 1 to 2304 and encodes 767 amino acids.